Vombatus ursinus (common wombat) is the source of this 858-nucleotide messenger RNA. RefSeq names its product NK2 homeobox 6 (gene NKX2-6). Lineage: Eukaryota; Metazoa; Chordata; Mammalia; Diprotodontia; Vombatidae. The record is from RefSeq and is a predicted model, not a curated record. Gene Ontology annotation, biological process: cell differentiation; regulation of transcription by RNA polymerase II. The transcript is spliced from 2 exons. Gene Ontology annotation, cellular component: nucleus. Gene Ontology annotation, molecular function: RNA polymerase II cis-regulatory region sequence-specific DNA binding; DNA-binding transcription factor activity, RNA polymerase II-specific. Bases 1 to 858 code for a protein of 285 amino acids.
AUGCUAUCAAGCCCCGUAACAUCAACGCCCUUCUCAGUCAGAGACAUCCUGCGUCCGGAACAGGAGCAGCGCUGCCCGCAGUCCAACUGUGCAGUAUUCUUCGGCCUCAAUGCACGCAGGGCGCAGGAAUCCCAGCUGUCUCCUGGGACACAGGACCCACACCAAAGUCCCCGGGCCGCAGCCUCCAGUCACGAUCCUCCAGGUGCUGGUAGCUGCUGGCCCCGGAGCACGACCAAAGAAGAGUUCGAGGCCCUGGGGAGCUGCUGUGAUACCAUCCUCGAGGUGACCACGGAGCCGGCGGGGAUGACAAGACAAGGCCCGGGCGCGGACAGUAUCAGCAGCUCGGGCUGCCCCAGAGGCUCCAAGGCUCGUCCUCGACGGAAGCCCCGCGUCCUCUUCUCUCAGGCUCAGGUGUUCGAAUUGGAGCGCCGCUUCCGGCAGCAGAGGUACCUGUCGGCGCCCGAGCGCGAACACCUGGCCCGCGCGCUGCGGCUCACCUCCACGCAGGUGAAAAUCUGGUUUCAAAACCGCCGCUACAAGUGCAAGCGACAACGGCAGGACGCGUCCCUGGAGCUGGCCGGCCAGCCGCUCCCGCCCCCGCCACUGCCGGCGCGCAGGGUGGCAGUGCCGGUGCUGGUCCGCGACGGCAGACCCUGCGUCCGAGCAGGCGGCCAGCCCUAUGGCGCUCCGCCUUACGCCCCCUACCCUUGCUACGGCGCCCCUUAUAGCGCUGUUCCUGCCGCGGGCUACCAGGCGGUAGGCUCCCGCGCGAACCUGAGCUUCACCGUGCCGGAUCAGUCGGCCCAGAGCUCCCAGGGGCAUCUUCAAGCCACGCUGCAGGGCGUCAGGACCUGGUGA